AGAGGAGCGGCGGCGCGGCGCGGCGCGGGGCGCGGGGCGGCAUGGCCACCACCGCGCAGUACUUGCCGCGGGGCCCCGGCGGCGGAGCCGGGGGCACAGGACCGCUUAUGCACCCGGAUGCCGCGGCAGCAGCGGCAGCGGCCGCGGCCGCAGAGCGGUUGCACGCGGGGGCCGCGUACCGCGAAGUGCAGAAGCUGAUGCACCACGAGUGGCUGGGCGCGGGCGCGGGCCACCCAGUGGGCCUAGCGCACCCCCAGUGGUUACCCACGGGAGGAGGCGGCGGCGGGGACUGGGCCGGCGGCCCGCACCUGGAACACGGCAAGGCGGGAGGCGGCGGCACCGGCCGAGCCGACGACGGUGGCGGAGGCGGCGGUUUCCACGCGCGCCUGGUGCACCAGGGGGCGGCCCACGCGGGCGCGGCAUGGGCGCAGGGCGGCACGGCACAUCACUUGGGCCCCGCCAUGUCUCCGUCGCCAGGGGCCGGCGGGGGCCACCAGCCCCAACCGCUGGGGCUGUACGCGCAGGCGGCCUACCCCGGGGGCGGAGGCGGCGGCCUGGCCGGGAUGCUGGCGGCGGGCGGUGGCGGUGCGGGGCCGGGCCUGCACCACGCGCUGCACGAGGACGGCCACGAGGCGCAGCUGGAGCCGUCGCCUCCGCCGCACCUGGGCGCCCACGGACACGCACACGGACAUGCACACGCUGGCGGCCUGCACGCGGCGGCGGCGCACCUGCACCCGGGGGCGGGCGGCGGUGGCUCGUCGGUGGGCGAGCACUCGGACGAGGACGCGCCCAGCUCGGACGACCUGGAGCAGUUCGCCAAGCAGUUCAAGCAGCGGCGCAUCAAGCUGGGCUUCACGCAGGCCGACGUGGGGCUGGCGCUGGGCACGCUGUACGGUAACGUGUUCUCGCAGACCACCAUCUGCCGCUUCGAGGCCCUGCAGCUGAGCUUCAAGAACAUGUGCAAGCUCAAGCCGCUGCUCAACAAGUGGCUGGAGGAGACCGACUCGUCCAGCGGCAGCCCCACCAACCUGGACAAGAUCGCGGCGCAGGGCCGCAAGCGCAAGAAGCGCACGUCCAUCGAGGUGGGGGUCAAAGGCGCGCUCGAGAGUCACUUUCUCAAGUGCCCCAAGCCCUCGGCGCACGAGAUCACAGGCUUGGCCGACAGCCUACAGCUGGAGAAAGAGGUGGUGCGGGUCUGGUUCUGCAACCGGCGGCAGAAGGAGAAGCGCAUGACCCCGGCUGCCGGCGCGGGCCACCCGCCCAUGGACGACGUUUACGCCCCCGGCGAGCUGGGGCCCGGCGGGGGCAGCGCGUCGCCGCCCUCGGCGCCCCCGCCGCCCCCGCCGGCCGCUCUGCACCACCACCACCACCACACACUGCCGGGCUCCGUGCAGUGACCCCGCGGGCCGGGCCCCCCGCCGGUGCGCGGCGAGGCGCCGCGCGGCCUGAACUCUUUUUUGUUCGGUUGCUUUGGAUUUUACAAAAAGCCCACAAACUUUCGAAUAAAACCAAACACCCGGACCAUCCUCUCCUGCGAGCGGCGAAGACGCCGACAGGCUGCGUCGCCCGAGCCCCGAGAGAGAGGAGCGAAGAUCCGGAACGCGCCAACUCACUCUGGGCAUCCUGCCCACCGCCUGCUCCCUGCCCCCAACCCCUCGACGACCCCCGCCCCUGCCCCCCCGGGCUGUUCGGGGCCGGAUCCCGGCAGCGGCCUCCCCACAGCGACAGGUAACGCGGUACGGGGUUAGGGAUUCCCCGGGAGAGAGGACGAAGAGAGGCGAGCUCCCCAUCCCUCUUCCCCGCGCGGAUCCCCCGAGCCUGCGGGUCACGGGUGGGGAACUGUCACCUUAUUCGCUCCACGCCUCUUCUCUCCCAUAAGGAUGCGCCCCAUCCCCCUUACCCUUCCUCCGGGCUUGGUUUUUUACGGUUUUUAUUUAUUCAUGGAGCCUCUCGGCUCCUGGGGUCCUUCUAACUCCGCCCGCGCCCUUAAUUUAAAUCGCUGUAUACUGUAUUUAUCGGGGCCCCGGAGGGGAGGCCGCGAGAGCCGCGUCUGUGUAUAAAAGCAGGAAAUAGCCAAAGCUUUAAUCUAGCCUAAUUUAUUUUUCCCCUUACCUUCCCUAUCUUACCCCUCAAA
This is a messenger RNA of Capra hircus (goat), 2134 nucleotides long. RefSeq names its product POU class 3 homeobox 1 (gene POU3F1). Gene Ontology annotation, cellular component: nucleus. The transcript has a single exon. Gene Ontology annotation, molecular function: RNA polymerase II cis-regulatory region sequence-specific DNA binding; DNA-binding transcription factor activity, RNA polymerase II-specific. The record is from RefSeq and is a predicted model, not a curated record. NCBI's taxonomy places the organism in Eukaryota, Metazoa, Chordata, Mammalia, Artiodactyla, Bovidae. The coding region runs from base 42 to 1397 and encodes 451 amino acids. Gene Ontology annotation, biological process: brain development; regulation of transcription by RNA polymerase II.